Molecule: messenger RNA, 2654 nt
Organism: Seriola aureovittata
Lineage: Eukaryota; Metazoa; Chordata; Actinopteri; Carangiformes; Carangidae
Gene: slc35c1
Product: solute carrier family 35 member C1
Exons: 2
Coding region: 394-1494 (366 amino acids)
Biological process (GO): GDP-fucose import into Golgi lumen; protein O-linked glycosylation via fucose
Cellular component (GO): Golgi apparatus
Molecular function (GO): antiporter activity
Source: RefSeq, a predicted model, not a curated record
UAAAAAAUGUUUCACUCCAGGAAGUAGUCACGCUCUAGGAUUCUUCUGGUUUGGGCGCCUGCCUUCAAAAUAAAUGUUUGAAUGUUUGUGUUGUCGGAGAAAUAGACAAUUAGCAGCAACAACUUGAACAACUGUUCCCAUUGAAUAUAUUCCAAAAGUGAGGGAUUUAAUUUUUCUGUGAAAUGACUGUAUUCCUUAAAAUCGGGCAUAGAUUUGUGGAGAAGGCGCUUUUAUUCUGAAGAAAUCAGACCGGAAAACUUUUUGUUGUAGCCGCUGGCCCAACACAACAGUCAUGUUUGCAACGUAUAGUUAGCAACGCUACGCUGUAGCUACAUUUUUAGCUGCUGUAAAUGAUUCACUUUUUACCCAGGUUGUUCUUCUUUCUCUAUAAUCAUGAACAGGACGCACCUGAAGCGGUUCACUAUCUUGAGGAUGGCUCUGUCCGGCUCGGAAACGAUGGACCAGGACGAACAAGGAGAGACUUUCUUAUUCCGGGCUUGCAGAAUAGCGGCUGUGGUUGCACUGUACUGGUUUAUUUCAAUAACAAUGGUGUUCCUUAAUAAUUAUCUGCUGGACAACCGAGACUUGGACGCGCCACUGUUCGUCACUUUUUAUCAGUGCGUGGUGACGGUUGGUCUGUGCUGGGUCAUGCAGCUGCUGUCCAAGUUGUGCCCGGGGCUCAUCGACUUCCCGUCGGUCAGAUUCGACUUGAAGACGUCACGGGAGGUCCUGCCGCUGUCCAUCGUGUUCAUCGGCAUGAUCACCUUCAACAACCUGUGCCUGAAAUACGUCGGAGUGGCUUUUUACACUAUCGGCCGUUCACUCAGCACAGUUUUCAAUGUGCUGCUGUCGUAUGUCAUCCUGAAACAAACCACAUCUUACCAAGCCUUACUGUGCUGUGGGAUCAUACUUGGUGGAUUCUGGCUUGGCGUGGACCAGGAAGGCAUGGCGGGGUCCCUGUCCUGGUCAGGCGUCUUUUUCGGGGUACUUGCCAGCGCUUGUGUUUCUCUCAAUGCCAUCUUCACCAAGAAGGUGAUGCCAGCAGUGGACGGAAACAUCUGGAAACUGUCCUAUUACAACAACAUUAAUGCCUGCGUCCUCUUCCUGCCGCUCAUUGUCGUGUUUGGAGAGGUGGGUCGCAUCGCCAGCUUCAGCCGCUUCACUGACCUCGGGUUUUGGGGUAUGAUGACACUCGGAGGAGUGUUUGGUUUCGCCAUCGGUUACGUCACAGGUCUCCAGAUCAAGUACACUAGUCCUCUCACACACAACGUCUCAGGGACGGCAAAGGCCUGCGCGCAGACUGUUAUUGCAGUGGUGUACAACUCCUCCAGUAAAAGCCUGCUGUGGUGGACCAGUAACAUGAUGGUUCUCGGCGGCUCGUCAGCCUACACUUGGGUUAAAAGUCUAGAAAUGAAGAAGACUCCCCUCAAAGACUCUCAGGACUCGGCCAAGGAAAAACUGCUUUCAGGGGAGAAAAGCGGUUUGGGAGUAUAGCCAUUGUGCAGCGUAACAAUAGGCUAAGAAACCUGUAGCCUUUAACCAUGUGGUGUGAGAAGUAGCGGUUUUAGUAGUACAUGCACGGAAUCAGUGAUUUGGGUUGGGUUUAAUAGUCUUGUGGGUUUUAUACAGUUUGACUUGAGGUAUGAAGGCAUUUGUAUGUAUAUAUAUUUAAAGCUUCAUAUUCAUUUGAGGCAUUUUUAAAAUUAUUUUUAAAUUAUAUUACAGAGAAAUAUAAUAAUGUGUCUUUUAUGCUCUAGUCUACAGAUGAAGGAAUAAAGGAAGUUUUUAUUCACAGGGAGGGAAGAAGCAUUUACUCAGUUUGAGGGUUAUUGGCAUCAUGGCAUCAAAAGCUUAUAUUUAGCUUUUCUAUAUCUAUUGUUUAAUUCUGAUCAUGAUAUUUUUCUUAGAAGGGGUGUCGGACAUGCAAAUUGCUGCCAUUUUUUUAUGAAAUGUCACGAUCGCGACAGACAGUGGGACCAACGUAGGCUUUAACCUCCAAAGAAAACACUUCCUCAGCAUUUUGAACUGUUGUGCAUCAUUUGCUACAGCACACUAUGUUUCUGAGCUGAGUAAAACUCUGCAAACAUAGGCGUUGGUGACUAUUGUGUUUCUUUGCAGAGGUGUCAGCUGUGGGAUCAUGUGUGAACAUUAAACAGCUCUCUGAAGUCUAAUGUUUGAUAUGAAGGCAGACGAACAAACAAUGUGAACGUGGUUAAUAGAAUUAUGACCGUCAUUAUUCAGAGCACAGAGGAAGGUGAAUAUUCUCAGACCUGCUGAAAUAAAUACAAGCUGUAUCAACCAAAUGAAUAGACAACACAGAUAAAGGUUACUGAAUGUAAAUCACCCGAUCAUCAGGUCACCAGUAGCACCAGGAGCAAAGUAAAUAGUUGAGAAUGGUUUUGAAUAAUGUAUCUACCGAGAAACUGCAAUUAUUAGUCUUUAAAAAAUAAGAAAUAUCAUUGCCCCUUGAUAUGUUUGAAACUGAAUUACACUGAGGAGUUUUACUUUUUACGACAAAAUAAAUUUUAUGAUAAAACCCAUUUCUCUCUGUGUCUCUACUCAGUCAUUUUGAUUUUCUUCUCAAAUUUUAUUUUAAUUUCUCCUUCGUUGAACUGUUUAUAGAAAUAAAAUAAAAAUGCACCAUGUGCUUAUUA